Paramecium octaurelia is the source of this 546-nucleotide messenger RNA. The record is from the annotation of a GenBank genome assembly. NCBI's taxonomy places the organism in Eukaryota, Ciliophora, Oligohymenophorea, Peniculida, Parameciidae.
AUGACUUUCUCUUUCUGGAGGUUAAUCUCAGUUUUGAUGUAAUUCAUUCAAGUUAUUUUAUGUUUAUUACUCGCUUUCAAAAAUGUGUAAUUGAAUUAAAUCAAAUAUGAUGAUGAAUAGCCUCUUAUUUUCACAUUGGAACAAUAAAAAAUAAAUCCUAUAAAUUAAGCAAAUCUUUAAUUAAACAAAUUAUUAAAAUAUUUAUUCAUUACAAAUUAGGAUAUGAAUUAUAUCAGAUAUAAUAAAAAUAACAUUUAAAAAUCAAGGUCUUCUAUGAAGCAAAAGAAUUAACCUUGUAAAAGCAGUGGCAAUCCUUGCUAGAAACGCCCAUCGAAUUUUUUUGGGAAAUUGUUAAAAUUUAGCUAAAGCCUCUUUGUCUAAGAAGACUUUCAAGAGGAUGUGUAUCCAAUUCAGCAUCAUCAAGGUCAAAAUAGCCUUCAAGAGGGACAAAAAAAGAAAAUACCUCUCCUGAAUAAACCUUUAAAACAUCUACUGACUAUCUUGGAACAUAAAUCCAGUUAUUCAUCAUAAUUAGAGUAGCAAUGA